AUGAAUCUUCUUGGUGUGGGUAUCCUUGGAUUUUCAGUCUUUCUCUAUGCAGAAAGUCACAAUUACGUCAAUUUCGAGGACACUCAGGGUCUUUUUGAUACUCCCUUUUUCUUGGUGAUGAUUCUUGGGGCGAUUAUGACGCUUGUUGGAUUCCUGGGCUGUUGUGGAGCGAUCAGAGAAAGUACCUGUCUCCUUGGAACUUACAUUCUACUUUGUAUCACAAUGGCUGUUGCCUGUGGAGCGGCUGUUUGGUGGUCUAACGAAUAUAAGACCGACGUUGUCGAUAAAGUUCAAACGAGUUUACAAAAGUUAAUUCGAGAAAAUUAUAGAGGUGAUCUUUCAAGACCCGCAACGGAGGCCAUUAUUGACCGAGUACAAAGAGAUAUGCAAUGUUGUGGAGCCAAGAAUCUAACCGAUUGGUCCGUUUCUCGUUACAACCAAGGAAAUAGAACCAAACUUGAAGUUGGCCUGGGCAAUGAUCGAUCAGCUAUUAAUUUCUCAGUUCCCGCUUCCUGUUGUAAAAUCGGUGCACCUGAUUGUGAAACAGUUCGAAGAGGUAUCACUCUGUCCAAUUUGGAUCAGAAAAAGUUCAGCAUCAACAGUGAUGGUUGUCUACGUAAAUUGGAUGAUUUUGUCAUCCAAAAGUGGACACUACUCAUUCUCAUCGUCAAGAUCGGCUAUGGACAUAAACCCAACGCUCUAACCACAAACAAACAACAAGUUAACGAUAAACAACAACAACAACAACACAUUUAA
This is a messenger RNA of Panonychus citri (citrus red mite), 756 nucleotides long. RefSeq names its product tetraspanin-3-like. Bases 1 to 756 code for a protein of 251 amino acids. The record is from RefSeq and is a predicted model, not a curated record. NCBI's taxonomy places the organism in Eukaryota, Metazoa, Arthropoda, Arachnida, Trombidiformes, Tetranychidae. The transcript has 4 exons. Gene Ontology annotation, cellular component: membrane.